AUGUCUACAUCUUCAAAUUCGGGAAUUGAUCCAGCUUCAGCAUCUUUGGAAAUUCAAGAUCAUACGAAAUCCAUCAAUCAAAAAUCCGAUAACGUCAAAGGGAAUCAGGAUGAGGCAGCUCCUACAGCUCCCACAUCAAUCACGGAUGAUGAGAAUAAUGAUAAUUUACCAAAGGAUGAUCCCGCUACGAUGGCUGCCAGUGAAGAAUUAAAGCAUACUACAAUCUCAGACAAGCUUCCUUUGCCUACAGAAGGAGCAGAAGCAGAAACUCAUACAGAAGAUAAGAAGAUGUCAGGUAAAAACAAAGACACCACCCCCGAGGCUGAACCGAUCGAUGCGCAAGAUGAGGAAAUGAGAGAUCGAGUUUCUUCACCUAAAAAGAAACGUGGUAGAGAUCAAGAUGAUGAUCCAAAUCAGUUGGAAGAUAAUAGUACGAGAAAUAAUGGCAGUGUCAGUGAAGGAAGUUUAAAUGGUAGUCGAACGAUGAGAUCAGGUCCAGAAAAGAAGAGACCUAGAGAUACUUCACAAGAACCAUCCAGAAUAUCAGAUAGAUCUUUAGCAAAGGAGAUCAACCCAGCUGAAACAUCAAAGACUACCCAAACAUCAACAUCAUCCACCGAGAAUCCUAUCAAGUCAACAUUUGGAAAUACUUCUCCUUUUGGAACAAUUGGCGCAUCUAAACCUAGCGUUUUCGGAGGAAAUGUAAAAUCGCCGCUUUCAGGAUUUGGAGCUCUUGCUUCCAAACCAACAAGUUCAACACCUACAUCAUCUACUUUAGGUUUCUCUGGAGAAAAAACUACAUCUGGAUUUGGAAGCGCAUUUGGUGGUGGUAGUACAUCAGGAUUUGGUGGAUUAGGUUCGGGAAGUGUAUUUGGUAGUGGAUUAAAAAAUGGAUUCGCUGGUGGAUCUGGACCAAAACUUUCGAGCUUUGCUGCACCAGGUAAAGAUAAUGGCGCUUUAGGUAGCAAGCCAGUUAAACCUUUUGGUGCUCCAGCUAGUGAUGCGGAGGAUUCGGAUGAGGAUGAGGAUGAUAGUGAGGGUGGGGCUGAAGGAGAUGAAGAAGAAGGGGGUGAGAAAGCAGUUGUUGAAGAGAAGAGAAAGACCAAGAAAGGUAAAGUAUUGAUUUUACAUCUGACUUAUCUUACUAAUUAUUUUCUAGUUCACAUUGAUGAUGGCGAAGCCGAAGAAGCAACCAUAUUACAAAUUCGAGCCAAAUUAUUUGCAAUGGGAUCUAAGGAAGCAGGUUGGAAAGAGAGAGGAGUCGGUACCCUAAAGAUAAACGCACCAAAAUCUUGUGUCGAUUUCGAUGAAAAUGGCCAUGUAAUUCCUGGUAGUUUCGAUUCAUCAAUGUUAGAAGGACAUAGUGUACGAUUGGUGAUGCGACAAGAAAAUACCCACAGAGUUAUUUUGAAUACAGUGGUAUUGAAAGCUAUGGAAUUCAAACCUAAACCAUCAACUACUUCAGCACAGGUUUUAUUUACAGCUUUUGAAGGAGAAACAGCAGCAAAACCUAUUAAUAUGAUUCUCAAGAUGAAUGAAAAUAAUUACAACUUAUUCAUAAAUGAAAUCGAAAAUGUUCAACAUGAGCUAUAA
Messenger RNA from Sclerotinia sclerotiorum 1980 UF-70, 1593 nucleotides. RefSeq lists its product as hypothetical. Lineage: Eukaryota; Fungi; Ascomycota; Leotiomycetes; Helotiales; Sclerotiniaceae. The record is from RefSeq and is a predicted model, not a curated record. Gene Ontology annotation, molecular function: GTPase activator activity. Gene Ontology annotation, biological process: intracellular transport. Gene Ontology annotation, cellular component: cytoplasm; nuclear pore. The coding region runs from base 1 to 1593 and encodes 530 amino acids. The transcript has 4 exons.